Staurois parvus is the source of this 476-nucleotide messenger RNA. Lineage: Eukaryota; Metazoa; Chordata; Amphibia; Anura; Ranidae. The record is from the annotation of a GenBank genome assembly.
GGGGCCCGGCGCCCGUCGCCCCGCCUGGGGGCCCGAUGCCCGUCGCCCCUCCUGGGGGCCCGAUGCCCAUCGCCCCUCCUGGGGGCCCGAUGCCUGUCGCCCCGCCUGGGGGCCCGAUGCCUGUCGCCCCGCCUGGGGGCCCGAUGCCUGUCGCCCCUCCUGGGGGCCCGAUGCCUGUCGCCCCUCCUGGGGUCCCAGCGCCCGCCGCUCCGCUUGGGGGCCCGAUGCCUAGCUCCCCGCCUGGGGGCCCGUGCCUGCUGCUUCACCUGCUAAUCCGAUGUGCCUCUGCCCGGAGUCCAGCCCGAUGUGCCUCUGCCCGGAGUCCAGCCCGAUGUGCCUCUGCCCGGAGUCCAGCCCGGUGUGCCUCUGUCCGGAGUCCAGCCCGGUGUGCCUCUGCCCGGUGUGCCUCUGCCCGGAGUCCUGCCCGGAGUCCUGCCCGUUACCAGACCCGGGCGGUGGAACAUUUUGCCCAGCUA